Gastrolobium bilobum is the source of this 794-nucleotide messenger RNA. Its product is annotated as iron-sulfur assembly protein IscA-like 1, mitochondrial. The coding region runs from base 22 to 447 and encodes 141 amino acids. The transcript is spliced from 3 exons. Lineage: Eukaryota; Viridiplantae; Streptophyta; Magnoliopsida; Fabales; Fabaceae. Gene Ontology annotation, cellular component: mitochondrion; cytoplasm. Gene Ontology annotation, molecular function: 2 iron, 2 sulfur cluster binding. The record is from RefSeq and is a predicted model, not a curated record. Gene Ontology annotation, biological process: iron-sulfur cluster assembly.
UUCGUAAUUAACUAACUAUCGAUGGCUUCCAAGGCGAUGACGGUGGCAGCGGAGAAGAUAGGGACGGCGGCGCGGCGCCAAGCUGUGGCGUUAACCGACGCCGCUGCCUCCCGAAUACGAUGCUUGCUGCAGCAGCGGCAGAGGCCGUUCUUGAAGCUCGGCGUCAAGGCACGCGGUUGUAACGGCUUAUCUUACACCCUAAAUUAUGCAGGUAUAUCUCGUGUUGCUUUGACAGAUGAAAAAGGGAAAUUCGAUGAGUUGGUUGAGGAUAAGGGCGUUAAGAUAUUGAUUGAUCCAAAGGCACUUAUGCAUGUCAUUGGAACGAAGAUGGAUUUCGUAGAUGACAAACUCAGAUCUGAGUUCAUUUUUGUCAAUCCAAACUCUAAAGGCCAGUGUGGCUGUGGUGAAUCUUUCAUGACAGCAACAAGUACUGGAGCUGCUAAGUAAGGAAAUGGUUAGAAUUUCUAUUCAACUUGGUGUUGAUCCACACUUAUGAAGUCGUUGUUUCAUGAUUUCUUCGAUGAACAUACAACUAUACAAGUACCAUAAAUGGAUUUCCAUAAUUUUGCCUGCGAGUACGGAGGAAAAUAAAAGCUUGGGCAAACUAAUGACUGAUAUGAGUUCUCUGAAGCUGAUGCUAAUACGGCUUAGGACAACAAUUUGUACUCUUAUCAUUUGAUCUGACGAUUCUUAUUUUAUGUAAAAAAAUUUGUAUUAUGGGAAUUGUAUAGUUUGUAGAUUAAGAAAAUCAUUGAAAUAAUUUCCCCUUACUUUAUUAUAACAAUCAGCAUAUU